Sitodiplosis mosellana (orange wheat blossom midge) is the source of this 1869-nucleotide messenger RNA. RefSeq names its product procathepsin L-like. Gene Ontology annotation, biological process: immune response. The transcript has 4 exons. NCBI's taxonomy places the organism in Eukaryota, Metazoa, Arthropoda, Insecta, Diptera, Cecidomyiidae. Gene Ontology annotation, molecular function: cysteine-type endopeptidase activity. Bases 309 to 1319 code for a protein of 336 amino acids. The record is from RefSeq and is a predicted model, not a curated record. Gene Ontology annotation, cellular component: lysosome.
AUUGAAUAAAUUCUCUUUUUUUAUCUCAUAUCGCUUUUGUUUAGCUUUUUGUAUCUUUUCGCGUAAAAACGAUGGUAGUUUCGUGUCUUGAGAUUAUCUCUUCAACGUGCACCUGUCAAUAUAAAAAGGCUAGAUUUUAGUUGAAUUUCUCAGUCCCAUUUUAGUUUGUGUAAAAGAAUUAUAAGUUCCGUAUACGUAUUACGAGGUGAUCUUUUCGUUUGUUGAAAAUUGCUGAUAAGUUUCUCUCGAUUAGAAGUGUGGUGAAGUGCUUCUUGUUUCUUCCGGAAUUCUAGAUUCAAGCAAAUAUAAUGAGAAAACGUCUUGUAAUGUUUAUAUCAGUAUUAGUUGUUAGUGAUGCUACCUUGAUGUCUGACGUGCAUGAUUGGAAUUCGUUCAAGGCCGAACAUUCCAAGCACUAUGACUCACUUGCCGAUGAGAUACACCACUUUCGAAUUUUCGUUGAACACAAACACCAAAUCGAUGAACACAAUCUGCACUAUGAGAAUGGAAUCGCUCACUUCAAAAUGGGCCUCAAUAAGUACAGCGACUUGAGACCCGAAGAUUUCAUAGAUAUGAUGAAUGGCAUCAAAGCUGGCACAAAUGUGAUAGACGAAGAUGAGGAAUCAAUACCUUUUGCUGGCCCUACCGAUGUAAAUCUACCAAAAUCAGUAGACUGGCGCACCAAAGGUGCUGUUACUGGAGUAAAAGAUCAAGGAUUUUGCGGUUCUUGCUGGUCAUUUUCAACAACGGGCGCCGUUGAAGGACAACAUUUCCUGAAAACGGGCCAUUUGCUGUCGUUAUCAGAACAGAAUCUAGUUGAUUGUUCGAAAUCGUAUGCCAACUACGGAUGCCGUGGCGGUUGGCCGGAAUCAGCAAUAAAAUACAUUCGCGAUCAUGGAAUCCAAACAGAAGAAUCCUAUCCAUAUCAUGGCUACGAAAAUGUUUAUUGCCAGUCAACUGUGAAGCCGUCUAAUGUUAUUGUCCAUGGAUUCUCACGCAUUCCAAGUGGCAAUGAAGAUGAACUACAAAAAGCUCUUGCUAUCCAUGGCCCGAUUUCGGUUUCAGUAGACGCAAAACAUCCUUCAUUUCAACAUUAUUCGAGUGGAGUGUAUCACGAACUAAAUUGCGGCUCAAGAAUCUUAGAUCUUAGCCAUGCUGUUCUCCUGGUUGGCUAUGGUACAGACGAACAUGAUAGAGAUUAUUACAUUUUGAAAAAUAGCUGGGGACCCAGCUGGGGCGAACAUGGAUAUUUCCGAAUGUCACGAAAUCAGAUGAAUCAUUGUGGAAUAGCGACCAGUGCGGUGUUUCCCAUUCUCUGACUGUAUAGUAACAUAUCUGAUUAUUCAUUGAAUAUAAGAAAUUGAUAUUAUUUCAACAUCAUAACUUUUAAUGAUCUAUCUCCCUUAUAAGAUAAGAAAUAUGUUAGAGUUAGAAAUGGAGCAUUGGUUGAAAUUGUUUUGAGGUGAACAGUUUGGCAUAUGUUCCAAAUAAAAUGUGAUUCAAUGACAAAACGUAUUAUUUGAAUCGAACAAGAAAAGUUUUAACAAAGUAAUGUUCUCGUGCCAAAAGCGAACGCAAAACUGACGAUAUCCAUUUUGGGAAAUAGUUUCGAUGCAAUUGAGUGCAUUUUUGCAUUCAUCAGACUAAUUUCGCUUUCAGCAUGAGAAUUUACUUUGGUUAAGUUUUUUUUCGUUUGAUUUACAUUUAGGUUCUGUGUUCCAAAAUUAAUACCUCUUUGAAAAAAACAUUUCGAAAGUGUAAAAGUGUGAUUUUGGACUGAUCACUUUUUUGAAGUACUUCGAAAAGUUCAAUUUGCUUCUUCUGACAUACUGAACAACCAAAAGACGUUAUGAACAUAUAUGAAAGUAG